GUAGCUCAUAUACGAGCAGAAAGAGAUAUCCUGGUUGAAGCGGACGGUGCCUGGGUCGUGAAGAUGUUUUACAGUUUUCAGGACAAACACAACCUUUACCUGAUUAUGGAAUUUCUUCCAGGAGGUGAUAUGAUGACUUUGCUCAUGAAGAAGGAUACGCUAUCUGAGGAAGAAACACAGUUUUAUAUCUCUGAAACCGUGCUUGCUAUUGAUGCCAUUCACCAACUAGGGUUUAUUCACAGAGAUAUUAAACCUGAUAAUCUUCUGCUGGAUGCAAAGGGGCAUGUAAAACUCUCUGAUUUUGGGCUAUGCACAGGUUUAAAGAAAGCUCACCGAACUGAAUUCUACAGAAACCUUACGCAUAAUCCGCCAAGUGACUUCUCCUUUCAGAAUAUGAACUCCAAGAGAAAAGCAGAAACGUGGAAGAAGAACAGGCGGCAGUUG
Messenger RNA from Protobothrops mucrosquamatus (brown spotted pit viper), 444 nucleotides. RefSeq names its product serine/threonine-protein kinase 38-like. Gene Ontology annotation, biological process: intracellular signal transduction; peptidyl-serine phosphorylation. The annotation marks the transcript as partial. The record is from RefSeq and is a predicted model, not a curated record. Gene Ontology annotation, molecular function: protein serine/threonine kinase activity; ATP binding. The transcript has 4 exons. NCBI's taxonomy places the organism in Eukaryota, Metazoa, Chordata, Lepidosauria, Squamata, Viperidae.